CGUGGCAACAGCGCAAUAUUGCCCCUUGUGUACAAUGUUUGGCGUCUUUUUAUUAACAUUUUAGUGAAUAUUUAUUCACAAAUUUUUACAAUUACGUUAAUAUAAUGAGUUUUUCCAGUGAUGAGGUGAAUUUCUUAGUGUAUCGCUAUUUACAGGAGUCAGGCUUUCAACAUUCGGCUUACACAUUUGGAAUAGAGUCCCACAUCUCUCAAUCUAACAUAAAUGGGGCUCUCGUACCGCCUGCCGCAUUACUUAGUAUUUUACAAAAAGGAUUACAGUACACCGAAGCGGAAAUUAGCAUCAGCGAAGACGGGACCGAACAACGACUGGUCGAGAGCUUGAGUUUAAUAGACGCGGUAAUGCCGGAUAUCGUCGCGAGCAGACAAAAUCAACAGAACCAGCAAAAACAGGCUAUUAAAUCGGAAAUUACCGACACGAAUGGCGAGGAGGGUGCAGAAGUCGUCGUAGCGGUCGUUUCUACACCAACUGAAAGUAUGGAAGUCGAUACUUCCAUCGAAAUUCCAUCUUCGAAGGCAACAGUUUUGAGAGGUCACGAAUCGGAAGUGUUCAUAUGCGCCUGGAAUCCCACCACCGACUUGCUAGCUAGCGGAUCAGGCGAUAGUACCGCACGGAUUUGGGAUAUGUCGGACAACACAACCAGUCCGAACCAAUUGGUUUUGAGGCAUUGUAUACAGAAAGGUGGAACCGAAGUGCCGAGUAAUAAAGACGUUACAUCGUUAGAUUGGAAUUGUGACGGUAGCCUCUUGGCGACCGGUAGUUAUGACGGAUAUGCUAGAAUAUGGACAACUGAAGGACGAUUGGCAAGCACUUUGGGACAGCAUAAAGGACCUAUUUUUGCUUUAAAGUGGAACAAAAAGGGAAAUUAUAUUCUUUCGGCAGGGGUGGACAAAACAACUAUAAUAUGGGAUGCGGCUAGUGGACAAUGUACCCAACAGUUCAGUUUUCACUCUGCCCCUGCUCUAGAUGUCGACUGGCAAACAAACACAUCCUUCGCGAGUUGCUCAACGGAUCAACGUAUCCACGUCUGCAAACUUACCAUCGACAAACCAAUCAAGAGCUUCCAAGGUCAUACGAAUGAAGUGAAUGCCAUCAAGUGGGAUCCUCAAGGCAAUCUUCUAGCAUCGUGCUCGGAUGAUAUGACUUUAAAAAUUUGGUCCAUGAAACAAGACACGUGCGUUCACGACCUUCAGGCCCACUCAAAAGAGAUCUACACGAUCAAAUGGUCACCGACGGGUCCCGGCACGCAAAAUCCCAACAUGAACUUAAUCUUAGCGUCGGCCAGCUUCGACUCCACCGUCAGACUGUGGGACGUGGAACGAGGAGUGUGCAUUCAUACGUUGACUAAACACACCGAACCGGUAUACUCUGUCGCGUUUAGUCCGGACGGUAAAUUUCUGGCGAGCGGCAGUUUCGAUAAAUGCGUGCACAUUUGGUCAACUCAAAGUGGUCAGCUUGUUCAUAGUUAUAAAGGUACGGGCGGUAUCUUUGAGGUAUGCUGGAAUUCCAGGGGUGAUAAAGUCGGAGCGAGUGCUUCCGAUGGAAGCGUGUUUGUACUAGAUUUACGUAAACUAUAAGGCUAUUAGAUUAUUUUAGUUUUAUUUAUACCUUUUACAUUAUGAUGGUACACUAAUUUUUUUUUACAAUAAACAUUAUACCUUUUAA
Messenger RNA from Photinus pyralis (common eastern firefly), 1683 nucleotides. RefSeq names its product F-box-like/WD repeat-containing protein TBL1XR1 (gene ebi). The transcript is spliced from 6 exons. Bases 105 to 1595 code for a protein of 496 amino acids. Lineage: Eukaryota; Metazoa; Arthropoda; Insecta; Coleoptera; Lampyridae. Gene Ontology annotation, cellular component: histone deacetylase complex. The record is from RefSeq and is a predicted model, not a curated record. Gene Ontology annotation, biological process: regulation of transcription by RNA polymerase II. Gene Ontology annotation, molecular function: protein binding; transcription corepressor activity.